AUUAAAAUGGCGGCCAUAUCUGUUCUAAAUCGCAGCCGUCAUAUCACAAGAAACUUUCAUAAUCCUUGGAGAAUAUUAAAGGGGAAACGUUUUGUAUCAGCAGGUAAACCUUGAUUAUUACAAUUUAUUAGGAGAAUUUGUCUUUGUUAGAUGAAACAAGAGAUAUUACCACUGUGAUGACUCAAUCGACGAGACAAAUUACCAAGCUAGCUUAGCUCAUUGAGAGAUUCUUUUAAGCCUGUAGCACAAAAUAUUUCAUUUCUCCUUACGAACCAGCUUGUUAUUACCCUGCCUCCUUUGCAAACUGAGCCUCACCGAGCACCACACCAUCAAUUGGCACUUAUGGUUCUAGAACAAUUUGUUGAUGCCAAGUGAUGGUGUGGCCCCCCUGAAUAAGUGGUCACAAAACAAGCAAAGCACUGUGAAAGUAAGGUGUGGUAUUUGUUAAGAAUUUGACUGUAUUUUUACUUCCCUAGAGCUGUCAUAAAUAUUCCCAUACAGACUCUUAUAUUUUUUGCCUUGAGCCUUAUUUUGCAAGAUGAUUAUCUCGCAGCUGGAGCUUGGGCUACCUGUGUUUCAAUAGGAGAAAAUGAAAAAAGAGGAUUACAUUUUGUGAUUUAAGCAUUCUUAACUUUAUUUUAUCUUUCAAAAUAUCUUAACUUUUAAUGACUGCACAGAAGAUAUUAUAUGGAAUUUGUAUAAAUCUAGGCAUUCAGGUGAAGAUGAUAGCCAGACUCUCUCAUCCUUCUGUGAAAUCUUUGCAAAGCAGCAUCAUUUCACAGCAGGGGAUACAAAUCAGAACUUACCAGUAAGAACAGCAAAAAAAAUUUGUGUGGAUACAAAAUCAAUAUCUUGUAUAUGUUAUUGUUUUUACACAUUCAUUGUUUUUUUCUGUGAUUUGAAUUUUCUGUAGAAGAUUAAAUUUUGUAAUUUAAAAUUUUGCCAGAAUUUUUGUUUGCGUGUCCUUUAUUUAGUAAAAUUAAGUAUUAGUAAGGUAGAGGGGAGACUAAGCCAUUUCACAUUUUGUCCAAAAGGGUUAGAGUUUGAUGACGCCAUUAGCAACAGCAUCCCUGGUUGGGAGGAUGAUAUGGAAGAAAGCAACCAAUCACAUGAUGGAUUUCAGCUUUAUGAGUCACAUAUCCCCACAUCUAUGAUGCAGAAGGUGCUACUGACAACUGGGUCUGCCCUGAUGGCAUUGUACAAUCCAGCAAGAGCAGGUAAUGGACAUUGUUUGUUUGUAGUAAUGGUAUAAAUCUCCAUCCUGUGACUACUGAAGAUAACUACUUCUUACCCAGUCACCUUUGGAUCCUGAUAUGACAAACCCCUUUAUGAGAAAAACUGAUGACAGUAAUCAGCUUUCUUCAGUAAGGUUUCUUCACCCACUGCAAUCUUUAUCUAAGAAGACUUCAUCUGCAGAAAGUAUAAAAAAUACAGCCCAUUCUCCUAAAUUUUUUUACUCAGAAAGGUUGCCUGGCAUUCUCCCAGUUGAGUCAGCUAACCAGAAAAUGGUUAGUAAAAAUUGAUUCAGUUUUAUCCAAAAAUUUGAUGGUUGAUGUUUUAAAGUUGAUAUAACAGCAGCUGUUUGGAUGUGCUGGUAAAUUCUGAUCAUAAGGGGUGUGGAGAAGGUGCUUGAUUAAGGGGAAAGGGGUAAUCAUAUAUUCCUGACAGCUAAGGGGGAGGAGGGGGGGGAGGUGUAAGAGCCAUUUGAAAACUGGUCAGUGGUUUUCCAUACUUUCAGAUACCUUAGUGAAUGUGUGAAAAAAUUUCAAUAAAAUGUUUGUGGAUAUUGUAGAUAUGGUGGCAACACUAGGAGAGACAACAGGAUUCUUAGCACUUAAGAACAUGCACAAAAAAAUGCAAGCAGAUCCAGUUGGACAAGAGAUAUUACAGUAGGUGAAAAUGGUGUCAUGAGUCAAAUAAUUCAAGAUUUAUUUUUAAUGUAGGCCUCUGAUGUCAACCUUGUUAUGGAUAUGUUAAACUAAUUGCUGCUUUAAAUACUCUUGGUUGAGUGCCAUAUCUUGCCUAUAUUCAUGUUGAUUGGGUAGAAGUAAAAACCAGCCGAGCAACUAUUUGAGAGAAAUUUGAGGAAGUAAUUUCUGGGGUUUUUUGCAGUCUCUGUUUCUCACUUUCUGUUUAUCACCUUUGAUUACAUUUUACAACCUCUCUCAUUAAAUAAUUGGAUAGACAAGCCAUACACAUGUAAUAUAGUGAUCAUGAGGACCAUUGUUAGUUAAUUAAAAUUUGCCAGAUGCUAAACUAUUAGAGCAAUACCAAUUGACUGAAACUUGACUGAUAGUCAGCUUAUGAUUUAGUCAAGGUGUCAGCUAAGUAUUGGCAUAUUGAGACGAGAGACAUUAGUUAAACUUCACUUGCAUAUCAUUACCAGUUAUUAUUGGCUAGGUAUUGAUCCAUGUAUGAGUUGACCUACGUAUUGGAUGAUAUUUCAAAUGUUAGAUCAACUAAGGCUACAGUAUGUUGAGUACACACAAUCCAGAUUGACUUGAGCAUUUAUUUAUUACACUUGUUUUGUCUUGUUUAACUUAAAGAGAACGUCCUCGCAUAAACUCAUCCAUAAUAGACAUGACUAAGCUUCGACAACUUCCUGAUGGAUCAUUUGGAAGAGAAUAUGCCAGAAAUAUGGACACUAAUGUGAGUCUGUUCUUUAAUUAUGGCACAAAGUACUCUGUGAAAAGCAUGUGAGCUGUUGUGCAUCUUCAUUUACACAUAGUUAGCCUAAGUUUAAAAGUUUUUCCUUUGUAAUCCAAACUUAUGUUGUGUCUCAAGUAUUUCAAUAUUCCAACUUUACAAUGAAUUCAAUUGGCCAGGGGUAAAAAUAAAACAACAAAUGAACAAAGCAAAAAUCUUGGCAUUGUUCCCUUGAAUUAUUUCUGAAAGAAAGAGAGGAUGAUUAAUAGAGGAGGGGACAUUCUCACCUAUCUACCUUUUUGAAUGCCCUGGAUUUUAUGUCAUUUUCAAAGAUAAUGAAAUACAAUCAGUGUUUUCUCACCAAGGGAAAUAAAUGCACCAGCUAACAUGCUUGCCAGUGAACAAUGUAUUUAGUAUUGAUUUAAGUAUUUGUGAAAUCUCAUCAUUUUUCUCUAAAAUUUACUUAUUGUUCUUCUCUUCAUCUUUUUGACCAUUCAAAAGAAAAUUACAGCUGACAGUAGAGAUGAGGUAAGCACUGAAAUUUAAUCAUUCAACAAAUAAAACAAAGCCUUGUUGUAGUAAAAGUUACCAGUAAUCAAGUUGCCUCUUGUAAGUCAGUGAUAGUUGAGGAAAGUUGUGCACAGCUCAUGUUAUUGGAUAAGUGUUAUGCCAUAUAAUACAAAAAUUAUCAGGUGCUAAACUGCUGAAUUUAUCCAAUACAAGUGGAAAUUUGUAAUGAAAUCUUUGUCCCUGUGAUCAGUGGCAUGGAUUAAGACUUUCCUCUCCUUAAACAAGUCAAAUUGUCUCUCUUACAUGUCACCAUGUGGUUUUCUUAUACAUGUGGUUUUCUUAGUCAUAAGAUGAGAACUUCUGCUUCUAAUUCUUUCAGGUGAAGUAUGUUGAUGACAAAGAUCUUGCCUACGUAAUGCAAAGAUAUAGAGAAGUUCAUGACUUUGUUCACACACUGGCUGGCUUGUCCAUAAGGUUUGUGUCCUUGGUGUGUAUGAAAGAUGCUAAAUUUCUUCUUGCAAAGUGGCAAGAAUGUGCCAUGAACAAAAAUAAUAAUUUUCAUGGCUGCAAGAAAAAUUAGACUAAAAACCAACUGGACCAAAACACUUUACAUGUAGCCAUUUGUAAUUUGAAUAGAUUUUGUCUCUGAUCCUGUUUUCUGAUCAUCCAAGCAGGUGAUAGUUGCUCCUAAAAGAACUGACUGAUGUUUCAACAAACUAUUGUUGUCAUCAGAGUCAAUGAAAAUAUUCCAUAUUUCAAUAGCUAUUGUCUAAAUGUCAGUCACUGUCAUGGAGAGCAAUCUUUAUUCUUGAUGAACUGCUUUUGCAUUCAAACCACUAAAUUUUUAUAAUAAUAAUAAUAAUAAUAAUAAUAACAAUUUUUUUAAAUUAUUAUAACUAACAGUGUACCACAUGAAAUAGCUGUGAAGUGGUAUGAGAUGAUUCAAACAGGCCUCCCAAUGUGUGCCCUCAGCUCAUUUGUAGCUCCAAUUCGACUUACAGGGAGGUAAGUUGUGAUUCUGCCAUGAAUGUUUUAACUAUUCCCUUUUUUAAUUUAGUCUUUUGUGCCUAUGUUUCUUGUAUCUAGGAAGUAACCCAUUUCUCUGGCUUCACUUUAUUUUUGAUACACGUACAUGCAGUGUUUUCUGAUCCGUUAUCUGCUGUCAAUAGUCUUCCUUUCUGUGUUCAUUUACAGACAGAGGGCAGAACUAAGGAAGUACUACAUUCCCUGGGCUGUUUAUUGCGGAUAUCAAUCCAAGUUCUUUCUAAAUGUUUAUUUUGAAAAACACUUUGAAGAGCCUAUAGAUGAACUGCGACAAAGAAUGAACUUUGUUCCUGCUCCAAAAAUACCAAAGAAACCUGUGUAA
Pocillopora meandrina is the source of this 4522-nucleotide messenger RNA. Lineage: Eukaryota; Metazoa; Cnidaria; Anthozoa; Scleractinia; Pocilloporidae. The record is from the annotation of a GenBank genome assembly.